UAGUUCAUUUCGUUCAUUUUAAAUUUCUGAUUCUGUCAGUGUACUCGGUGGCAACGCAGUUCUACAGCUGAUUUUGAAAGGCACGCCACGGGCGAUGCUUUUUUCCUAUCUGACUGUUGGAUUAUUUUCUAUUAUUUUUUAUCCGCGCGAAUGUUAAAUUGCUUCGUUGUUAUUUUUUUUAUUUACAAAUAUUUUUUAAUUUCCCCAAAGCAAGUCGAGCUAUUGAUGUCAUUGUCUCGGUUGUGCAUAAUCGCGAGUGUUUCAUUAUGUGAAUAUACUCCCUUUGGAUACACAUGUGCUUUUUUAAAACAAAUAGUUUCCAAUUUAGUGAAAUCUCAAUGUAACAGCAGCGUUGCAAUUUAGGUUCAACUCUAAGAAUUAGGGUCAGCGGAAAAUGGCAGAUUUGAAGAAUCUGACACUUGGGUCAGGUGGUGGAACUAAAUUUCUCGCUUUUGAUCAAGUGCAAUUUACAGCCAGUGCCAGUAAUCAAGGAGACAAUCAAGUUGCAAUUAGAUCGCCACCGCCAACGUUGCAUCUUGAAAAUCUCAAUAAUGCAAUGCACGGGGGUUCUCAGAAUAAUUUACACGUGUCCUGCAAUGGUGCUGCAACUAAUGGUUCAGCGGGAGUAAUUUCAAGUGGAAUUUUAGCGCGAAAGGUGCCUAAUCAUGUUGGUGCUAGUCCAGGCGAGCCUAAUAAAAAGCCAACCGUUUCUCUUACACAUUUACCAAAAAGACCGCCAGUCGACAUAGAAUUCAAAAAUUUGGCUUUCAGCGUGUCCGAAGGUAGAAAAAGAGGUUAUAAAACAAUUCUAAAAUGUGUCAACGGAAAAUUCAGAUCCGGAGAACUGACUGCAAUUAUGGGACCAUCUGGAGCAGGAAAAAGCACACUAAUGAAUGUUCUUGCAGGAUACAAAACUUCGAACCUAAGUGGAUCAGUUUUAAUAAAUGGAAAAGACCGAAAUCUUCGAAGAUUUCGAAAAAUGUCCUGCUACAUAAUGCAGGAUGAUUGCUUAAUGCCAUAUUUAACAGUAUUCGAGGCAAUGACAGUCUCAGCGAAUCUCAAGUUAGGCAAAGAUAUUAGUGUCGCCGCCAAAAAAGUUGUUGUUGAAGAAAUCAUCGAAACCUUGGGCCUAAGCGAUGCGAGUAAUACACAAGCGGUUUGUUUGAGUGGAGGUCAACGAAAAAGAUUGUCCAUUGCUUUGGAACUUGUCAAUAAUCCACCCGUGAUGUUCUUUGAUGAGCCUACUUCCGGUCUCGAUAGCUCUUCCUGUUUUCAGUGCCUCAGUCUUUUAAAAUCACUAAGCAGAGGAGGAAGGACCAUUAUUUGUACAAUUCAUCAGCCAAGUGCGAGGCUUUUUGAAAUGUUUGAUAAACUCUAUCUUUUAGCAGAGGGACAAUGUAUAUAUCAAGGAAAUGUAGGUGGGCUCGUGCCCUUUUUAUCAUCAAUGGGACUCGAUUGUCCUAGUUAUCAUAAUCCAGCCGAUUACGUGAUGGAAGUGGCGAGUGGGGAACAUGGCGAAUGUGCACACAAGUUGGUGAUGGCGGUUAAUAACGGAAAAUGUAAUAAUUAUCAGCAUUAUCAGGCGACAUUUGCGGCAGCUCAUGCACUAUCGAACGAGAUUGCGAAACAAUCGUCACCGCAGGAGCAAACUAAAACUGACGAUACGCCUUUAAUUCCAAAUGGUGUCGCGAAGGGAACUGGUGGACAAGCCGUGGUCAAUAUGCCAGUUUCUUGUACAACAUCACUUUUGGACAGUGCCGAAAGUAUAGAGCAAAAAGUCGGUUUUCCCACCAGUAGCUGGCUGCAAUUUUGGAUUCUCCUCAAGAGGACAUUUUUAUCACAAUUUAGAGACAUGACACUAACGAGGGUAAGACUGAUUUCACACGUCAUUGUUGGAUUUUUGAUUGGUGCUAUUUACUAUCAAAUUGGAAAUGACGCAGCAGUUGUUACCAGUAACGCUGGUUGCAUUUUUUUCACCGUCAUGUUUAUCAUGUUUACCGCAAUGAUGCCUACGGUCCUUACGUUUCCAAUUGAAAUGGCUGUAUUUGUAAGAGAACAUUUAAAUUAUUGGUACUCUUUAAAGGCGUUUUACUUCGCAAGAACUUUAUGUGAUAUACCAUUUCAAAUAGUAUAUUCAGCAGUAUAUGUGAUGAUUGUCUAUUUCAUGACCGCACAACCAAUGGAGGUAGAAAGGUUUUUAAUGUAUUUAAAUAUUUGUAUUUUGACCUCACUCGUGUCUCAGUCAAUUGGUCUAUUAAUUGGAGCGGCAAUGAGUGUUGAGUCGGGAGUCUUUAUCGGUCCAGUGUCGACAGUUCCAGUAAUUCUAUUCUCUGGCUUUUUCGUGAAAUUCAAAGCAAUUCCAUCAUACCUAAAAAUCUUGUCAUACGUCUCAUACGUGAGAUAUGGAUUCGAAGGAGCAAUGAUCUCAGUCUACGGAUAUAAUCGUGCAAAAUUAAAAUGCUCGGAGCCUUAUUGUCAUUUUAAGAGCCCACAAAAAUUCCUCGAGGAAAUGUCAAUGGUCGACGCUGUUUACUGGAUUGACGUUGUUGCCCUCGUCGGUUUCCUCAUUGGCCUCAGAAUCGUCGCCUAUUUCGUUCUCAGGCUCAAACUUCGAUCGUUACGUUAAAUUUUUUUUCUAAAUUUAGAAAAAUUCAAUACUAAAAAAUCAAUCGCUCUCAGGGCAUUGACAUAUUAAACGACAAUGACUGACCUUCUUCAACAAACAAAAAAAAAGAAAAAAGAAGGAAAAGAAGAGAAGAAAAUCAACACUUUCGGACCAGAUUGUUAAAUUUCAACUUAAUGGGAAAAAUAUUUAUAAUUGUUUAAAUGAGGAAAUGAAUCCCAAAGUAGUUGCAAAGGUAACUUUUCUUUCUUUCGACUCAAACUCAAGAUUGAUUAGUUGCCUUUUAUAGGUUUUUGCAGAACCAAAAAAAGAAAAGUUCUUUCCAGCUUUAAAUUUUUUAUAACUUUUUAUACUUAAACAAUAAAAAAAAGAAAAAAAUUUUUUUCGAAGUAAACUUUUUAAACAAAAAAAAAGUUUACUAAUAACGAAUGUUUAAAAUAAAAAUUGCUACGCCGGGAAUUUUUAUGAUAGCAAUUUUGUUUACAAUUUUUAUGAAGAGUUUGGGUCACACAACACACAUUACACACACAAUUAGUUUAGAUUUUUAAUGUUUAGACCGUAAGUCAUUAGUUAGAAAAAAGAAGAAAAUUGUUAUCAGGUCCCACGAAGCGUCUAUAGACGAAAAAAUUCCGGGACUUUUCAGAAGUUCUUAAUUAAUAUCUAUUUAUUUAAAAAUCGAAAACUAAUAAUCGACUUUUUAAUAAAAAAAAAUGUUCUAUUAUUAAAAAAAAAAAUUUUUUUUAAUAAAUAGAAUUAAAGGAACUUCUGAAUUUUCGUGUAGUCCAAAUAUAUAAAAAAAACUGCCGAUUACGAACUGCGUAAUGUCAGUUUAUUUAAUGUAUAAAGAAAUUGUAAAAAUAAUUUCAACGCAUUAAAAAAAAGAAAUCAGUGAAAUACACUCGCCAAAAACGGGGAUGUUGAGAUCCAUUAUUCAGAACUUAAACUUCCCUCCAAUUUAUUAAAAAAAAAAAAAGAAGCGACAAUUCCAACUCAUCGCUUUAAUAGG
Leptopilina heterotoma is the source of this 3629-nucleotide messenger RNA. RefSeq names its product ATP-binding cassette sub-family G member 4 (gene Atet). Lineage: Eukaryota; Metazoa; Arthropoda; Insecta; Hymenoptera; Figitidae. Gene Ontology annotation, cellular component: plasma membrane. Bases 395 to 2626 code for a protein of 743 amino acids. The transcript is spliced from 12 exons. Gene Ontology annotation, molecular function: ATP binding; ATP hydrolysis activity; ABC-type transporter activity. The record is from RefSeq and is a predicted model, not a curated record.